This is a messenger RNA of Stegostoma tigrinum, 1848 nucleotides long. Its product is annotated as Fc receptor-like protein 3. The record is from RefSeq and is a predicted model, not a curated record. The transcript has 6 exons. Gene Ontology annotation, molecular function: transmembrane signaling receptor activity. The coding region runs from base 301 to 1848 and encodes 515 amino acids. NCBI's taxonomy places the organism in Eukaryota, Metazoa, Chordata, Chondrichthyes, Orectolobiformes, Stegostomatidae. Gene Ontology annotation, biological process: cell surface receptor signaling pathway.
ACAGCUGUUCCCUCUGCCACUACAUUUCCCUUUUCUCGUUCAGAACCAAAGCAGAAACACACUCAACUUUCUGACAGUGUGCCAGUGGGAAAAUCAACACAUUGCAGGCGGCCAGUUCUGUGAGGAUGGAAGGCUGGUGCACAGCGGCAGCAAGCGAUCUGGAAAGCUCACAGGAUGUUCUGGCUCAUAGUGAGGGGAACUGAAUGUAAGGGUCGCGAGGUUAUGCUUCAGUUCUAGAGGAGAUUGGUGUUUCCACAUCUGCAGUACUGUACGGUGUUGCUCAACUAUCCUCAUAGAAGGAUGUUAAUGCGUUGGAAACAGUUUAGAGAAGCUGAACGAGUGGCUUUCUAUGUUGUCCCAGUUUCACCUUUGGAAGGAGAGACACUGGAACUGAAUUGUCAGCGCCAAUACUAUUAUUGGUGGACAAAGCAGGACUUUACCUUUUAUAGAAAUGGAAAGAAGAUCCAUUCAAUGAAGUCUACAACAGAUGAAUCUUCAUAUCACAUUAAAGUAAAAAGCACCGGUGACAGUGGAUUGUACAGUUGCAAAAUUGAUGGGUCAGAAUCACAACGUGUUCACGUUCAAGUUCAAGAACGCUUUGCCAAGCCCGUACUGAGGGUGGAGCCGGCGGCUGAAGUAUUUGAGGGGCUCCGGGUCACAUUGACGUGCAUUGCUCGGAGAACACGGCGCUCCAUCUGGCUUCACUACACAUUUUACAGAGAUGGCAGCGCCCUGGAGACAGCGCCGGAUGCUGGCGGUGUGUACAUGAUCAACGCAGCGGCUGCAAACGUUUCUGGGAAUUACGCCUGUGAAGCGAUCGAGACAAAUUCUGAUCUGAGGAAGAGGAGCGACAAUGUUCACAUUUCCGUUAAAGAGGCAUUCGCUGUCCCUAAGCUGACCGUGUAUCCUGAGGGACAGCUAGUUGAUGGUCAAUGGUUUAAGCUGAUGUGCUCGGUUGAAGAGAAUCUCUCCGAAGCUUCCUUGCAGUACGGCUUUUACAGAAAUGGGAUCCCUAUCCAGUCUCCAUCCGACCACAGCAAUUCCAUCUCUGAGCCAGCUCGUCCGGCCGACUCGGGUACUUACCAUUGCGAAGUUACGGGCAGUAAGGUGCGGAAAUGCAGUAAUCAGCUCCAUUUGUCCAUCAGGCGAAUUCCAGUGUCAAAGCCAGAACUAGUAAUUCAAUCAGGAAAGGAGCUAAUCGAAGGAGAUAUGGCAUCCUUAAUCUGUUCAGUCUCCAAUGGCUCUCUGCCGAUUUAUUACCAAUUCUACAAGGGCUCAAGUGUGGAGCUGUACUGGGAGCUUUCCAACAGUACUAAGCUUGUUUAUAACAUUGAAACCAUCAGCAGAAAAGACAAAGGGAUUUACCAUUGCUCGGUGAGAAAUGAGGUGACAGGCCCUUUGCACAGUGAAGACAUAGAGAUCACAGUGAUAGUUCCUGUCUCAGAUGCUGUGCUGAUACCCCGCACCAACGGGACUGAGAUACAGCCCGGGGACCGCCUUGUUCUCCGGUGCCUGGUGAGGGAAGGCACUGAGCCCCAGUUCAUUUGGUACCGAGACAACGUGCCGCUAAGGAACGGCAGUGCGAGCUCCCAUGUGACUGCCGAUGGUGGUGAGCUGGUUAUUCAUUCAUUCCGGAGAGACAGUGUCGGGAGGUAUCACUGUGCAGCGAUCAACACAGGAACCGACGGCACCAUUUUUAACGUGACCAGCGACUACAUCGAAUUCACGCUGCGAGGUAACAGUGACAGUCAGAUCAGACACAGACAGAGCACAGGGAAAGGCCAUUCGCUCCAUCCAGUCCGUGCCAGUCAGAAACAAUUAACCAUCUCAGUUAGGAAGGUGACGUGA